ACAAAGAGGGUGUCAGGUGGACGAAGUGUAACAAGAGAAGACUAAAUGACUUGCGUUUCCGAUGCACGGGUCUCGCUGAGGGACAUUACUAUCAGUUUAGAGUACUGGCAGAGAAUGCUGCUGGUGUGGGUGCACCAAGUGAGCCAAGUGAGUAUAUAAAAGUAUGUGAAGCUACCUACCCACCUGGUCCCCCUACCAAUCCCAAAGUAGCGGACUAUUCCAGCAGCACUGUGUCUCUUACCUGGUCAAAGCCCAUCUAUGAUGGUGGAGCAGCCAUCAGUGCAUUUGUAGUUGAGAUGAAAGAAGCAGCAGAGGACGAGUGGAUCACAUGCUCACCAAGCACAGGUGUAGAGGACACAAACUACACUGCGAAGAGAUUGAGAGAAAAUGUAGCGUACAAUUUUCGUAUACGUGCAAUGAAUGCCGCUGGAGUUGGAGAGCAUGUGGAUCUACCUGGGUCCGUGGUAGCUGCUGAAAAACUGGAGGCACCUGAGAUUGAGCUGGAUGCUACCUUGAGGAAGACUGUUAGUGUUCGAGCCUGUUCCACAUUACGUCUCUUCGUCACUAUAAGAGGAAGACCAGAGCCUGAGGUUAAAUGGUCAAAGGAAGGUGGCACUCUCAGUGAGCGUGCUCAGAUUGAGGUAUCCAGCUCCUACACAGUGUUACUGAUCGAGAAUGUCAAUAGAAAUGACACAGGAAAAUAUGUGUUGACUGCUGAGAACUACAGUGGUUCUAAAUCAGCAUUCAUCACUGUCAGAGUACUAGACUCUCCCACAGCACCAACCAACUUAGAGGUGAAGGAUGUAAAGAGAGACUCUGUGUCCAUCUCCUGGGAGCCACCUCUCAUUGACGGAGGAGCAAAGAUUUUGCACUACAUCAUAGAAAAGCGAGAGGAAGCUAGGAAGGCAUUUACAAGCAUCUGUAGCAAUUGUGUGAGAAACUCAUACAAGAUUGACAAUCUCCAGGAAGGAUGCUUCUAUUAUUUCCGUGUCCUGGCUGUGAAUGAGUUUGGUGCUGGACUGCCAGUAGAGACCAGUGAUCCUGUUAAAGUGUCUGAGGCUCCUCUGCCUCCCGGCAAAAUCACAUUCAGUGAUGUUACUUGCAAUAGUGGAAGACUCUCCUGGGAGAAGCCUGACCAUGAUGGAGGAAGCAAAAUCACAUGUUAUAUCAUAGAAAUGCAGGCUAAGGGAGAUGACACAUGGGCAAUAUGUUCACAGAGUAAAGCAUUGGAAGCUACUAUUAAUGGGCUGUCUAAAGGAAAGGAGUAUUUCUUUAGAGUGAGUGCUGUGAAUGAAAAGGGAAAAAGUGAACCAAAGUACCUUUUGGCACCUGUUACAGUAAAUGAUACUAGUGCUGAGCCUAUUAUUAACUUGCUGUCUGACACAUUUAGUGUAAAGGCAGGAUAUGAUUUAAAGAUUGAUGUUCCAUUUAAGGGUGUACCAACGCCAACAGUAGCCUGGAAGAAAGAGGGCAACUUGCUGAAAGAGACAAGCAGGGUCAACGUGCACACAACUGACACAUCAUCUCAGCUCGUAAUCAAAGAUGCAACCAGAAUAGACACUGGCGCAUAUGAAGUGACCCUGGCCAACUCGGUCGGAACCACAUCCGCUGAAAUCUUGGUUAAUGUUUUUGAGAGACCUGGACCACCAUGUGACCUCAGUGUGGAUGAAGUGAGUGCUGACUUUACGUCUUUGUCAUGGCAGCCCCCACAAUAUACUGGCGGAUGUCAAAUUAGUAAUUAUGUUGUUGAGAAAAGAGACACAGGCAGCACAAUAUGGCAGACUGUGUCAGCCACAGUUGCCAGAACGUCAAUCAAAAUUUCCCGUCUGACGCAGGGCGGUGAAUAUCAGUUUCGUAUUGCUGCGGAGAAUCGCUAUGGCAAAAGCCACUUUGUUGAGUCUGAACCUGUUGUUGCCCAGUAUCCCUUUAAGCCCCCUGGUCCACCAACGAAUCUCCGAGUUGUGAAUGCCUCAAAGUCGGUUAUGGUGGUUGCUUGGAGCAAGCCAGACAGUGAUGGUGGCAGCCCUGUUAUUGGUUAUCAUAUUGAAUGCAAAGAUCAAAGUAGUAUCUUGUGGACAAAGUUAAACAAAAGCCCGGUGACUGAUAAUCAGUUCAAGGUGACAACUGUUGAAGAGGGUCUGAUAUAUGAGUUCCGCGUCUGUGCUGAGAAUAUGGCUGGUGUUGGACCAUGCAGUAAGGCAUCUGAGCCUGUGGCAGCGAGAGACCGGUGCGAUCCCCCACGGAACCUCACAGUCACCAAUUUAACCAACACCUCAGUUUCUCUCUCGUGGGACAAACCAGAAUAUGAUGGUGGGGCUAAAAUAACUGGGUACAUUGUUGAGCGUAAAGAGCUGCCAGAUAGUUGCUGGCUUAAGUGCAACUUCACCAACUUACUGGACACCUUCUUGGAAGUGACUGGCCUCACAGAGGGGGAACAGUAUGAUUUUCGUGUGAUUGCAAAAAAUGCAGCUGAGCUCUUCAGUCCGGCCUCUGAAACCACAGGACCUGUUACGGUACAGCAUGACGUAGAACCACCCAAAAUCAUCAUGGAGGACAAAUUUAGACACAUGGUGGUUGUCAGAGCAGGAGACCACCUAAGAAUAGAUGCUGACAUCUCUGGUCGCCCCAACCCUACAGUGUUUUGGUUGAAGAAUGGUAGAAAUAUUGGCACCAAGGGAAGGGUUGAGAUAACAGCAACUAAGACGCAUACCACUCUGCUUAUCAGGGAAAGUGUUAGGAAAGACUCUGGACAGUACACUCUGACCCUACAGAAUACAGGUGGUACCACAUCUAAGGCUGUCACCUGCAAGGUCCUGGACAGGCCAGGCCCACCUGCUGGACCUCUGGAAGUGUCUGGACUCUCGGCAGAGAAAUGCACCCUGUCAUGGGGACCCCCUCAUGAGACUGGCGGUGCUGAAAUCAUGUACUACAUUGUUGAGAAGUGUGAAACCAGUCGUGUAGCCUGGAUCCUUGUGUACGGAGACAUGAUGGCAACUACUUGUAAAAUAACCAAGCUGCUCAAAGGAAAUGAAUACCUGUUCAGGGUAAGGGCAGUGAACAAGUAUGGGGAAGGUGAGACUUUGGAAAGUGAGCCUAUCAAGGCCAUGGAUCCCUUUACUGUUCCAUCCGCUCCGACAGAUGUUGAGGUCACAAGUGCAACCAGUGACACUAUGACUAUCUGCUGGAAGAGACCUGCCACUGAUGGUGGCAGCCGCAUCAGUGGUUACAUUAUAGAGAAGAGGGAGAAGCAGGGUGUUCGCUGGGUUCGUGUCAAUAAGAAACCAGUCUAUGACCAACGAGUCAAAGCCUCCUGCCUGCAUGAGGGAUGUGAGUAUGAAUUCAGAGUUUUUGCUGAGAAUGCUGCUGGACUAAGUGAACCCAGUGUCCCAUGCCCACUUACCCUGGCAGAGGAUCCAAAGUUUCUACCUUCCGCUCCUGCAAAACCCACCAUAACCGAUUCAUCCAAAUCCUCCAUCACUCUGUCAUGGAACAAGCCGCUGUUUGAUGGUGGGGCAGCCGUCACUGGGUACAAAGUCGAAUUAAAAAAAUCAACAGAGGAAGAGUGGACUGUUGGCGUCCAUAACACAGAUAAAACAGAGUUUACAGCUACUGGACUCACAUCAGGGACGGAAUAUGUGUUUAUUGUCAGAUCCAUAAACAAGAUCGGCAUCAGCGAACCCAGUCCUGAAACAGAUCCUCAAGUGGCUGUGGAGAGAGAGGAAGAGCCCAGGUUCGAUAUUACCACAGAGAUGAGAAAGACCCUGCUUGUUAAAGACGGCAGCUCCUUCACUUUGACUGUGCCUUUCACAGGCAAGCCUGUUCCCAGUGUAACAUGGGACAAAGCAGAUGUAGAUCUGAGAGUCAGAGGAAUGAUCAACACCAGCAACUCUGUCACCUCCAUCACAGUGGAAGGAGCAACACGCGAUGACUCCGGCAAAUACGUAGUCAAACUGCAAAACAUCGCUGGAUCGGCCUCUCUGACACUGAAUGUGAAAGUUUUAGAUUCACCCGGUCCACCAACUCAUUUAGCAGUUAAAGAUGUGACCAAAAACUCGGCCACAAUUACGUGGGACAUCCCUGAGAAUGAGGGAGGAGCCCCUGUCAAGAACUACCUUGUAGAGAUACGGGACCUCAGCAGAAAAGGUUGGACAAAACUCACGAUCAAAUGCCGCCGACUGUCCUACAAGGUGUCUGACCUGGAGGAGGGAGGAAUCUACUUCUUCAGAGUCACCGCUGAAAACGAGUAUGGGAUCGGCGUUCCAGCUGAGACCAAGGAGGGAACGAAAAUGACAGAUACAAGAGACUGGGAGACAAAUCCAGGAGCUUAGCUUGUCUCCUUCCCAGGGCUGAAGUAAUCAUCUCCUGACUCAUCUUCCCAGAUCCUCAUCUAUUUCUCAUCAUCGUCCACUGGUGUUGAGAAAAAUCAGUUAGCAAAUGCUGUGUGAAUUUAUUUCAGAAGCUUCAUUUUUUUAGAUAUAUAUUUCUUUUUAAAGUUUGAACACUGGUAAUAUUUAUUAAUGAGUUACAAUUUAUAGAAG
This is a messenger RNA of Chelmon rostratus (copperband butterflyfish), 4538 nucleotides long. Its product is annotated as titin-like. The record is from RefSeq and is a predicted model, not a curated record. Lineage: Eukaryota; Metazoa; Chordata; Actinopteri; Chaetodontiformes; Chaetodontidae. Gene Ontology annotation, molecular function: protein binding. Bases 297 to 4328 code for a protein of 1343 amino acids. The transcript has 2 exons.